AUGGGGAUGCAACAGCCCAGCCAACAAACAGAUAGUCUUGUCAAGCGCUUGGCCGGCCCGUCUACUGGCAAAGCUGGGCUGGCCAAGGACCAGACUGAGAUCAAUCGUAUCAUAGCUGAAGCCUCGAAGGGUUCCAAAUUCUACGAUAAUGAGAAGAAGAAAGACAAGGACCUUACUCAGCGCAUAGAAAAGAUCCUCGCUGUUCGGGAUGAAGCGCUGAGAGGCGCUGAUAUAGGCGCAAUUGAGGCCACAGUCGACCAUAUUCUUGCCGAGUUGGAAAGUGAGCGAGAUCUGUCUCAGUACAUCGUGCAUGUUGACAUGGAUGCCUUUUUUGCUAACGUUGAGAUGCUAUACCAACCCGAAGUGAAGGGAAAGGCGUUCGGUGUAGGAAUGGGCGUUCUCACAACCGCCAGCUACGAAGCCCGCCAAUAUGGCGUGCGCAGCGGGAUGCCUACCUUCAUCGCCAAAAAGCUCUGCCCCGACCUCAUCCUCGUCAAAAUCAACCACGAACGCUAUUCAGAAAAGUCGAAGCAGGUGAUGGACAUCUUCCGGCGAUAUGACCCCACGAUGUGCCCGGCGAGUUGUGAUGAGGGAUACCUCAACAUCACCAAGUAUUGCCGCGAACACGACAUUGGUCCCGAAGAAUGUGUCGCCGAAAUGCGUCGUGUGGUGCACGAGGAGAGCGACCUCACCGUCAGUGCGGGGAUAGCGCCGAACAAGAUGCUCGCCAAGAUUUGCUCAGAUAAGAACAAGCCAAACGGCCAAUUCUACCUUCCUUUCGACCGCUCCAGCAUCAUGUCCUUCAUGCGCGACCUCUCAAUACGCAAGAUCCCCGGCGUGGGGAGGGUAAACGAGCGAUUGUUGGAGUCUAUUGGUAUCAAGACCUGCGGCGACAUCUACACGCACCGCGCAACCGUCUACCUCAUGGACAAACACUUUGGGAUGCGCUUCCUCCUGCAAACAUACCUCGGCAUCGCAUCGAAUACGGUGCGGCCGCCGGAAAGGCAGGAGAGAAAGAGUAUCGGGGCGGAGAGGCGAGUAACCUUCAACCCCAUCAGCGAGAAGGACAAGAUCAUGCUCAAGCUGGACGAGGUAGCAGCGGAGCUCGAGGACGAUAUGAGGACGUCGGGCUGGGCGGGGCGGACGGUGACGCUGAAGUUUAAGCUGGAUACGUAUCAAGUCUUUACCCGCGCGAAAUCCUUCGACAGAUGGAUCACGAGCAAGGAGGAUUUGUAUGCGGCCGGCAAAGAACUCCUCGCCCCCGAAUGGCCGCUCAUCCUACGCCUCAUUGGUCUGCGCGUGACGAAGCUCAAGGAUCUGCGUGCGCCGGAGCCGAGUGGGGGUAUCAAGAGGUUUUUCGGCGCCCCGAGCCACUCGCCUACGAAGCGGAGGAAGCUGUCCGCAGAGUCCGAUAUGGGUGCAUACGCCAAAUCAGAAGGGAUGGCAUCAGCACCUAUCACGGUUGACGACCUCGACGAAGCGAUGCCCGGCUUCCACGAAGAGGAGGAAAACGAGCCGGAUUUGAGUCAGCAUGACGAUAUUGCGAGCCUGAGCCAGCACGACGACAAUGCGGGUGUCAGUGCGGCUGACUUUGGGCUGGAGGGGGAUGGGGAAAACGAUGCGGAACGGUCAACGUCGUCCAAUAAGCCUGUCUUCGCGGCGCAGUCCAGCAAGCCAAUUUCUUACACCGCUGCGAGGUCCUCUUCAACCAAACCCUCGUCUAAGCCCCCGUCCAAACCGCCACGCUCGCCAUCGCCCACCGAAGAGCAACACGACUGUCCCAUAUGCGGGAAGACACUCGCGGCGGACAACGACGGAUUGAACCAGCACAUAGACUGGUGUCUGUCUCGCGGAGCGAUACUGGAGGCACAGAGACAGUCUAGUCGGACGACCCAACUGCAUCAGGCGGCAGGGGCAGCCGUUGGCAGUAAGGCACCGAAUUCGAACGCGCGGACGAAGUUCCAACCUCGACGAUGA
Messenger RNA from Schizophyllum commune H4-8, 1977 nucleotides. Its product is annotated as DNA/RNA polymerase. The record is from RefSeq and is a predicted model, not a curated record. Lineage: Eukaryota; Fungi; Basidiomycota; Agaricomycetes; Agaricales; Schizophyllaceae. Gene Ontology annotation, cellular component: nucleus. Gene Ontology annotation, molecular function: damaged DNA binding; DNA-directed DNA polymerase activity. The transcript has 17 exons. Gene Ontology annotation, biological process: error-prone translesion synthesis. The coding region runs from base 1 to 1977 and encodes 658 amino acids.